This is a messenger RNA of Rotaria sordida, 279 nucleotides long. Lineage: Eukaryota; Metazoa; Rotifera; Eurotatoria; Philodinida; Philodinidae. The record is from the annotation of a GenBank genome assembly.
AUGUACGUUUAUCACUAUUGUUUAUGUCUUUUGGCAUUCUCUAUUUUAAUUAAUUCGAGAUAUGUUGAUCGAUCAUUUGAUAAUGAACCAGACGAAGAUUUAUAUCUUCCAAAUAAUUAUUACUUAGGUCGUGCUGGUCGACCGAGUUUUCUCGAACGAUAUUUGCGUAAUCUUAUCGUUGACGAUAUUCGUGAUGGCGAAAAAUAUGAUGAAGGAAUGAUAUUUAAACGGCGAAGUAAAGCUAUUACAAAAGGUGAUCCACGAGAAUUUAUGGGUUAA